AUGUACCCUCUCAACCUCGAACCAUACGCUGCUGGUGGCCACUGCGCUGUGGCCAUCUGCCUUGGAGAGACUCCCCUCAUUGACCCAGACAACGUCUGCGAUCUCGUUAAGUCUCUCCAGGAGAAGUUCACCGACAUCGCCUUCCUGAUCUGUGACGAAAUUCACAAUGGCCAGCUCUCGUCUAACUUGACUAUCCUGCGCUGGUCUCAGAUCGAAGACCAGGACUAUCAGAAGGUUUACGACAUCAUGUACCAAUACCGAAAGAACUUUGAUGAGGAACUCCGCGCAAGUUCUGGGUUCUACAUCAAGCGUCGCUUGGCUCUCAUGGGAUUCAAUUACGACAAUCGCCAAUAUACCACUAUCUUUCAUCCCGUUUACCCUCGGAAGAACCCUGAUGGGUCAGCGGGCAACGUCAACUCCGCGUACGUCUCCCCGAUCGACACUGUCGUGCAGGCCUAUCGCAACAAUUCUGAUGUCGUUGGUGAUAUCUCCCGCUCGGUUCCGCAUAUGGAAGCUGGCAAAGUCAGGCGUGUAUUCUUUGACAGACCCGUUCCAGAGGAAGUAAAGGAGAAGCUUUGCGCAAAUGGUCUGGAUGCACCUUUGUUAAAUUUGCUUGAAGGUUGGGCCUUCGACGACCAGUUGAUAGGAUAUGAUGAUGAGGAGACCUUUGCUGAUAAGAAGGCAUGGGCUGGUGGAUACUGUUUCGGAGGCACCAUGAUCUGGAGCAUCGACUUCCAACCCAGCGAUAACUCUACUGACGGUUAUGUCCCUGCCCUUCCAGAUCUCGACGGCAUUGGCGCGAUCCCCAAGGACCUCCAAGACAAGGUCCUUAAGAAGUGCGACACCGGCUUCUCCUACGACAACUAUGGAGACCUGCCCAAGCUUUGGUACGACUCUGGGGCUGAACAGUGGGCUGAUGCGUAUAUCAAGUCUCAGAAGGAUCACACCAACUGGGCGCAGAACCUUUAUCGCAAUUUGUUUGAGAAGAAGGAUCACACUAAGUUCUCUUGUGUUACGCCCAACUCUCAAUGUGACUUUGAGGCCUCUUGCGCUGAGUUCAACAAGGUUGGCAAGGGUGGACUUUACUACCUCUUCCAAUCGAUGUCGAGCUUCCAUACUUUUAUGAAGGCACUCAACCAACAGUACGAUAGCAAGAUUACUCUGCCCCUUGCGGCCGCCUCUGAGAUGAGACUUAUCCUUGACAUCAAGAGCGGUCUUCCUCAAACAACCAUCAACAUCGGUAGCGUUCUCGGUUCAGCCUUCAGCAUGGCCAACGCCAUCGCCGCACCACUCCCCGGUGUUGGUGGUCCCCUCGCAGGUAUCUCUGGCCUAGCUAGUAUGAUCAGGACCUUCACCAGUACAGUUGGUGGCAACGACAACGCCGUUGAUGCGACCGAUACUCUGACUUUUGCGGUCAAGACCGCAGCAGUCGAGAGGAAGAGAAAGAUUGCUGAUAUUGUGUCUUCAGUGUACGGUGACUUUGGAUAUGCGCAAGCCGAUCUCCCCAAGACAAUACUGCUUGGAGGCGCUGAUAACCCGGCCAUCAAGGUCUUUGGCUAUGGUGCGUGGUUGAGGGAUAGCGAUCUCACUGACCUGAGCGGCGCCGUGGAGCGAAUGUCCGACAAAAUGAACCAAGCUCUUCUGUGGCAGAUGGCCAUAUUUUUCAAGGGUUUCUACGUCGUGAUCCGAGACGAUCUCCCCAUCAACAGAUGCACCCACCCCAACAACACAUGGGAUGACCGAACCAACCGCUGUGUCGACAUCCUCUCUUGGUGGCCCAAGUCCGCAUCCGGCCGCGUCGGCAGCGAUCUCGCCAUGGAGAAAGUCUGGGCCAAAUGGAACAUGUCCCCCCUCUGGACCCUUCUCAACGCCGUCGAAUGCUGGGAAAACAAUGGCGGCAAGAUCGGCGAUGCUAAAGUCAAAGCUCUUCAGAGUGAGUGGGCUAACGGUGUUCCUCUUCCUUGCUUCUUCGCUAUGCCGGUUCUCAAGGGUAAUUGGUCUAAGGAUGCGGCGUCUGAUGGUGCGACUUGGCUGGCGGGUGAUUUCGUGGGACAGGAGGGGCAGGAUGGAAGGCUUUGGCCGAAGGGUAAGUGUGACAAGGCGAAUAAGGAACUUGAUCCGAUUACGGGUGGGCAGGUGAAGAAGUGCAGUAGUCUCAAUAAGGUUGGAGGAGAGGAAUAG
Molecule: messenger RNA, 2181 nt
Organism: Fusarium fujikuroi IMI 58289
Lineage: Eukaryota; Fungi; Ascomycota; Sordariomycetes; Hypocreales; Nectriaceae
Product: related to chitinase
Exons: 9
Coding region: 1-2181 (726 amino acids)
Source: RefSeq, a predicted model, not a curated record